GUUUCCUGUGGAUACAUGGAACCAAGUCAUCAUACCUACGGAUUCAGUCAGAAACAUUGAAGCUAUAGACCACAGCAUGAUAUCAUGAGAUGAUCAGACAGGUAAGAUGUGGCACCUGUCUGCCCUGUUGUUGAUGACCCUGGCCCACAGUGGCACACCUUCAGAUGAGAUAACCUACCUGCCGGGGCUGGUCAAACAACCCAGCUUCAAACACUACUCAGGCUACCUGCAGGCCAGUGGGACCAAGAAGCUACACUACUGGUUGGUUGAGUCCCAGUCCAGCCCAGUCCAUGACCCUCUGGUCCUGUGGCUGUCAGGAGGGCCAGGCUGCAGCUCACUCUACGCCCUCCUCAUGCAGAAUGGACCCUUCCAGGUUCAAGAUGAUGGCUUCAGCCUUAACUACAAUUAUUACAGCUGGAACAAGGAGGCUAAUGUGCUGUAUCUGGAGUCACCAGCCGGUGUGGGCUUCUCCUAUUCUGACGAGCAGAACUACACCACUAACGAUGAUGAGGUUGCUGAAGACAAUUAUCUUGCUCUACAAGACUUCUUCAAAAUGUACCCUUACUAUAAAACCCACAACUUCUUCAUUACGGGAUCCAGUUAUGCUGGCUUCUAUAUCCCAAUGUUAGCUGUCAAGGUUAUGCAGGAGUCAGCCAUCAAUUUUCAGGGUAUUGCAGUUGGAAAUGGUCUGAGCAGUAUUCAACUGAAUGGCAACUCUCUAGUCUACUUUGCUUAUUACCAUGGCCUGAUUGGGGAUGACCUAUGGACAGCCCUGACACAGUCUUGCUGCCCCAACAACAACAGCAUCAAUGCACACUCCUGUAACUUCUACAACAAUACCAACCCUGACUGUGUCACUGCUAUGCAGGAGGUGUCCCAUGUGAUCAAGGACAUAGGACUGAACAGGUACAACCUGUACGCCAACUGUUCCGGAGGGAUCCCGCCUCACUCUGGGCUGGGCUUUGAUGGGCAGAAGUACGUCACCUAUGAUAUUGACCCGCCUGUGUUCCACAACGACUACUUCGGACAGAAGAGAAGGACGCUACUGAGGGACAUCCCCAGCCACAAGCUGAAGGCAAAGAUCCCCUGUGUCAACACGUCGGCCAUCACAGCAUACCUCAACAACCCAUACGUCAGGCAGAGUCUUCAUAUACCUGACAAUAUCACCUCCUGGGAAGAAUGCUCAUCUGCUGUUCUACAGAACUUUACUUUCCAAUACGACACCAUGAAAUCUCAGUAUGACCAGAUCAUCAUGGCUUUUAAGUACCGUGUUCUGCUGUACAAUGGAGAUACAGACAUGGCCUGUAACUUCCUAGGGAACCAGUGGUUUGUAGAGUCCCUCGGAAUGCAGGAACAGAUCCAGAGGAGGGCAUGGCUGUUCAAUGAUGGAAAGGACCAAAUUGCUGGCUUUGUUAAAGAAUACCAGAACUUUGCCUUCCUCACAGUCAAGGGUGCAGGUCACAUGGUCCCCAUGGACAAGCCGAACCCAGCUUUCACCAUGAUCAACAACUUCUUCAAGAAGAGGCCCUUUGCCACCUGAAGUAGACACCAUUCUGCUACUAGUAUCUCUGCUACAGGGCUUCAGGAAACAUACUUACAGACAGAUCUAGUUUAACUCACGGUGAUGUUUGGAAGAGCAGGUAUUAGACAGGACAAACCUAUCAUGUCAUUUUCAGGCAAACUGUAAUAAAAAUAUGUUACAGAGAACUUUUCUCUCGAUACCUCUAUUCAGUACUAGCAAAGUCGGUCACUGAACUUAAUAGGUCAGGAUAUUUUUCAGCAAAAUACUUUAAAAUCCUGUAUUACAAACAAGGGAAUAUAUUGAGGGCUUUUACAUUCUAUAGUGUCCUAAAUUUCAUUUCAAAGCAGUAAUGUAGUUGAUAAGAAAGGUUUAUCUGUGUAGUGUCCCUGAAUACAGCACAGGCGAGGUUGUUUUCAUUGAUACACAAGAGGCACUCUGUGUGUUAACGAUAGCAACAGAGCCCUGCAUUAUCUUUAAUGCUGCAUGCGUAAAUGUGAUUUAUUUCUUUUACUCAACACUGCAUCUCACUACCAGCAACAUGGCGGAAAAAAGAAGUUCCACCGAGUUACAAAUUAAUCAAUUUCUACGUGUGCAAGUGCAAUCAUAACUAAAAUGUUAUGUUACAUGUAAAAAAAAAAAAAUUAUGCUUGCUGGUCAUAGCAACUUACUAUCUGGAAAGAUUGGGUGUACAUUUUAGUUUCUACAGGGGACAUUCCUCUGGAUUAUUAUGCAGGAGCUAUUAUCAUUAUCAUGUUA
This is a messenger RNA of Branchiostoma belcheri (Belcher's lancelet), 2278 nucleotides long. Its product is annotated as lysosomal protective protein-like. Lineage: Eukaryota; Metazoa; Chordata; Leptocardii; Amphioxiformes; Branchiostomatidae. The transcript has 14 exons. The record is from RefSeq and is a predicted model, not a curated record. The coding region runs from base 107 to 1540 and encodes 477 amino acids. Gene Ontology annotation, molecular function: serine-type carboxypeptidase activity. Gene Ontology annotation, biological process: proteolysis.